Molecule: messenger RNA, 2947 nt
Organism: Balaenoptera musculus (blue whale)
Lineage: Eukaryota; Metazoa; Chordata; Mammalia; Artiodactyla; Balaenopteridae
Gene: ZNF839
Product: zinc finger protein 839
Exons: 8
Coding region: 43-2814 (923 amino acids)
Source: RefSeq, a predicted model, not a curated record
CGGCGCUCGGCGACCCGGGUUCGAGUCCCCGCCUCGGCCGUCAUGGCGGACGCGGAGCCGGAGGCUGAGGACGGCAGUGAGGAUGGCGGCGGCGGCGGCCGGGCUCCCGCAGGCCAGAGCGGCAGUGCCGCGCGCGUGGUUCCGCUGGGCCCCGAACAGCUGCGGCGGGUCCUGGAGCAGGUGACGAAGGCGCAGCCACCCGCGAAGCCGCCGCCGCCGCCCUUCGUGCUGCAGGACGCGGCGCUGCGGUUGCGGGACGCGGCCCAGCAGGCCGCCCUGCAGCGGGGUCCCGGGGCCGAGCCCCCGCGCCCGCCGCGCCUGCUACCGCCGCAGCAAUUGGAAGCCAUUUGUGUCAAGGUUACAUCUGGAGAGACGAAAGCUCAGGGAAAGCCGAUGCCUGCACUGGCCACCAUCCCGCCCCAGACAGCCAGGCCGAGCCAGCCGCUCGGGAGACACUGCAGCGCGCUGGGGCUCCGCGUCGCCAGCUCUCGGCUGCCCGGGCCGCAGCCCCUCCUGAGCCCCGGGCCACAGCCGCGUUUCCCGAGUCACCCACCUCAGCCUCCCGUUCAGGUGUUCGUCCAGAGGCCGCCGCUCGCCCUCCGACCAGUCCCUGCGCGGAGAGUCUUGGCCUCUGAGGCCCUGAGUGGACAAGGCACCACGCCGCCCCCUCUGCCAGCCUCUGACCCGCCGGCAGGAACAUCUGCUUCAUCCAGUCCAGUAAAUUUAUUUAUUUCCAGCUCGCAAACAAAAUGCACCAAGAAACUAAAAAAAUCUUUAAAAGUGAAAACACGUUCGGGGCGGAUAUCUCGACCUCCCAAGUAUAAAGCUAAAGAUUAUAAAUUCAUAAAAACAGAGGAUUUGGCCGAUGGUCACCCCUCAGACUCUGACGACUACUCAGAACUGAGCGUGGAGGAAGAUGAAGACCACAGGGGAAGGCAGGCGCUCUUUGAUUUAUCGAGCUGCUCUCUGAGGCCCAAAACUUUUAAGUGUCAGACCUGUGAAAAGUCAUAUAUAGGAAAGGGGGGGCUCGCCCGGCACUUUAAACUGAAUCCAGGCCAUGGCCACCUGGAGCCUGAGCCGUUGCUGUCUAAGAAAGCCAAUGGGAGCAUGAUCCUGGGCCCCACAGAGGGCAGGACCGCCAGCCUGGCACCCCCGGAGCUGUCCACGCCAGCUCUUGUAAGUGAGGAAGUGGCGCACUCAGCACGGCGUGGCCUGCAGAAUGGUCAGUCUGUAGACGUUGAAGAGGCGCUGGUGUCUGAACCAAAAAAUGGAAGUUUUUCAGCCCUUUUGGGAUCAGAGAGACACCCCGGACCUAGAAGAAGCGGCUACUGCGUGGCCCUCCCAGAGCCCAGCGCCGCCGUCCUGGAGCAGAGCGGAGCGGUUCGCCCGCAGGUGGGCGUUGGGGCAGUUUGUGCACAGGGCCCAGCAAGGAGCAGAGCCAGGCUCCUGGAGUUUCUCCACCAGUGUGACCGGGAGGAUCUAGUGGAGUUGGCUCUGCCUCUGCUGGCUCAGGUCGUGACCGUGUCUGAAUUUCUUCUGAUGAAGGUUGAAAAAGGUCAUCUAGCAAAACCUUUCUUCCCAGCUGUGUACAAGGAAUUUGAAGAGUUGCAUAAAAUGGUUAAGAAAAUGUGUCAAGAUUACCUCCGUAGCUCUGCUCCCUGUUCUCUGGAAAUAAACAACAGUAAGGUUGCCGAGUCCUUAGGAAUCACAGAAGAAUUCCUGAGGAAAAAAGAAAUACACACGGACUGCACUCCUCCCAAGUGCACCAGCCGAGAGGAGGACCGGGAGGCGCUGGAGGAUGCUGGCCCACAGAAGAGGGAGAACGAGACCACAGAGGAGAGGCUGGCUUCGGUGAAAAGGACCAGAAGAGAGCCUGUGCCCCGGGACACCACAGAGUAUUCUGCCGACGGUGGAGGCCUGCAGGGGCCGGCCUCGUGCGCCCCAGAGGCCAGUGCGGGUUUUGCCCCUAGAGUAAAUGGGGGCGCCUCUCACCCACCUGAAGAAAGUCCCACGAUGCCGGUUUCUGAGCUCGACAGCAGCACAGCACAGGCGGGCCAGCAGCUGAAAGCGUUUGCUGACUCAGCCGCUGGGAGUGGGUCUGCAGACCCUGCUCUCUUGUUUCGAGAAGCCCGUGGGCCGGGGGUUUAUACUCAGUUAGGAAAACCAGGAUCGCUGGCCCAGGACCGGGUGGCAACGUCCUCUGGGGAGAAGGCCCAGGAGCACUCGUCAGAACAGGACGCUGGGGACGGCCUGGGAAGCCGGGCUCUCUGCGGCACCUCGAUGGUCCUGCCACCUGGCCGGCCUGGAAAUGCAGAGGCGGGAAGCCUCCGCGAGGUGUGUAGCCCCGGCGAGGUCCUGCUUCCGGAGGCCGCGGCCCCGCCGCAGGAGAAAGCAUGGUCCGUGGACGUCAUGCCAGCCGGCUAUGCCCACGGCACCACGUCCGAGCCGGGGCCUCAGCCCAGCCGGGGCGGAUUGCUGGGUCCUGAAGGGGGCCUCACAGGCCACGCGGGGGACUUGGACCAGUCGCCCUGCGGGACCGAGACACACGCUGACCGGAGGGAGCUGGAGGGCAUCACUGCCGUCAGGGAAGCCAUGGCUUUUGAAAAUGCCAGUGGGGGCCCCACGUUGCUGUCCCAGCGACAGGAGCAGAUAUUUAUCCAGACUUCUGAUGGGCGUAUCUUGUCCCAUCCAGGCUCCGUAGUGUCUGGGGAGGGGGACAUUGUCAUAGUGACCGACACAGAGGGGCCUGCCCUGCAGGCGGGCCCCCCGGAAGGGGUUCCUCUGGAAACCGUGGAGACGGAGCCCCCUCAGUGAAGUAGAGCCGGAGCCGCAGUCCUAGAUUUGUAUGUAUUUUACCCGGAGGUCUACUUCAAGGAAUGUUUAUUUUUCUAAUGUGAAUACUGACACACAAGUGAACAUUUUAUUUAUAAAGAAUAAUGUCUUUCUA